AUGGUACACUGCGAACUCUUCACUCCCUUUCCUGCUUGUGCCAGAGCUGACAAUGUCCAAAAGAUUCCUUUGAUUCCUGUCGUCGCCGGGCUAGCCGCUGUCGCUGUGCCUGCGAUAGUUACCGCACCCAUUCUUGCCGCACUGGGAUUUGGUGCCGCUGGACCUGUCGCUGGAACUGCCGCAGCCGCAGCUCAUGCCGCACUUGGCAAUGUUGUUGCUGGAAGUGCCUUUUCUAUUGCUCAGAGUGCUGCGAUGGGUGGAUACGGUGCCGCAAUUGUCAACGGAGCUGUCCAAGGAGCCGGAUUGCUCGUUACUGGGAUCUCCAGUGCCGAGUGCUUGAUCUCGGGUUGCGGGGAGAACAAGAAAUGA
Messenger RNA from Neurospora tetraspora, 369 nucleotides. RefSeq lists its product as uncharacterized. Bases 1 to 369 code for a protein of 122 amino acids. Gene Ontology annotation, cellular component: membrane. The transcript is spliced from 2 exons. NCBI's taxonomy places the organism in Eukaryota, Fungi, Ascomycota, Sordariomycetes, Sordariales, Sordariaceae. The record is from RefSeq and is a predicted model, not a curated record.